This is a messenger RNA of Anopheles merus, 1221 nucleotides long. Its product is annotated as chymotrypsin-elastase inhibitor ixodidin-like. The coding region runs from base 383 to 661 and encodes 92 amino acids. The record is from RefSeq and is a predicted model, not a curated record. The transcript is spliced from 2 exons. NCBI's taxonomy places the organism in Eukaryota, Metazoa, Arthropoda, Insecta, Diptera, Culicidae.
AAUAAAAUACAGCUUAUAUCAUUAAUGUUUCACCAACCAGUCCACUAGUUCAUGCCAGGGUGGUGAAAUUCAUAAUUCAAUACGGUAUUGAGCAUUUCUAUUGAUUAUGCUCAAGAGUACAUUCUAUGUAUGGUAUUUGCUUUUAUUUUUUUAAAUUUCAAAUUUAUAAUUCACAAAUCCAAUCGACGUUGAUCGCAUUGGCAGUAAUCUAAACUAAAUAUUACACAACGAUUCAUUGCUCUUUGUGUGUAAAAAAUAUGGCUUAGUUAUAUCCAGUUCCACUUUAAUCAUCGCUUAUCAGCUUCUGGUACGUAUAAAAAACACAAAAUGUGUUACUUUUGUAGCUAUUCAGUUGUGACCUUUUUUACACUAUCAAAUCCAAAUGGAAUCUGUCUCAGCCCUUUUACUACUUACCUUUUUGGCGGUAGCAGUGAUGGCGGACGAUGCCGAUCAUAAGUGCGGUACCAAUGAGGUGUGGCAGGAAUGCGGAUCCGGAUGUCCGCGGUACUGUUUUGAACUAGACGAUCAAGCGUGUAAUUCCGCUUGCAAGGCUGGUUGUUUCUGUAAUGAAGGAUACGUUCGUUUGAAUAAGGAUGGUGGGGACUGCGUUCGUACUGAGUUGUGUGCAUUUAGCUGCAGGGACGAUCCUCCCGUCGUUUAACUUAAAGCGACAGUGCAGACAUUGAUUUACGAUCAACCUCCAAUUAUAAUUGAUGCUCCUGUACGGUAGUAUUCAGUAAUGCUAUUUAGUAAAGAUGACAUGAACUCUCAACAAAGAUGAAGCAUUGAACUCAUCUUCUCUUGUGGUGUAACUACUAUUUACGCCAUCACUGUGGUCUGUAAAAGCUUCCUGAUUUCAUUAGAUAUUACCCAUCCAGAAAGUCAGAUUCUGCAAACGACCACAUCCGUCUUUUGCGGGCCCAAUGCAACUAUAUUAUAAACCAGCGAUAAGCGAAACCUAGGUUAAACUAUUUCCAGUUUUAUUAUGUUUAUUCUCGUUGCUCACACUCACACGUUGCUAUAAAUGUCCGUGUUAAAUGGACGCGAUUUAAAACUGGGAAUUGAUCAUGACUGUUUUCUCUUAUUUUAAUUCUAAUAAUCACUGGCUAGCCCGGUUAACCUGUUUUAAUAGGGCACGAGAGCUGGUAUCCAAAUAAACGCUGGGGCGAUUGUGCCUAUUCAUGUCAACCUUAUUGCUUCGAGCCAAUGUUCUCACUUUGU